AUGUCCCGCCUCCAAACACGACACGAUCCUCUCUCCUCCACAACGAUACUACAGGUGUCUCCUGGUGUCCAAUCCGACCUCUCGCCUUCCCCAAAAAGACGCAAGCGACGUUUACCCGUCCGACCUACGGACAGCUCGGACAGGGAGAAUGCGUCGCUGGAUCGUGUCUCCCCUGUUGUUCCUGGCGACGUCGUCGUCGUCGUCGUCGUGGUGAGUGGGGCGCUCGCACGGAGUGUUCCCUGGGUUAUCUUGACGUUGGGAUCGAGCGCGGGCGCGACACGGACCGCAUCGUUCGUGUGGGGGAAGGUUUACCGCGGUGGUGCGGAUACGGCGUCCGAAGAUUUCGAGACGGAACAAAGUCAUCACGCGGAGGAAGAAGUCGAAGACGUCUCGAACGAAGACGAAGGUUCGGUCGAAGAGGAGGAAGACGUAGGCCCCGUCGUUGAGGUCGCGACGGAAGCCUCCGAGGAACCAGAAACGAGCGGGGCCGAACCCGGUUCGUCCGAGACGACGGAUGUCUUUCAGGAUGCCAGCGUCGGGACGGAGGAUAUCACCCUCGUCGAAGACGAUAGUGCCGCGCACGUGGAUCGGAUGGAGUACGCCGACGAUGAAGGCAGUGAAGAAACAACGACUCUCGACGAGACUGCGGAUCCCGAGACUGAGGAUCCCGAACCCACACCCGCUGCGGCAGUCGAGGUUGCAAUCUCACCCCUUACGGACGAAACCGCCCCGUCGGUCGGCAAAAACGACUCGGUAGUGACCGAUGAGACCAAGGCCGCCCUGAGCAAACUUCAGUACCGGCAACGAGAAAUUCAAGGCUUGCGGCCAGAGAUUGCCGAACAUCUCGUGGAAAACCAAUUAACGCGACCUCCCGAAGGGAUUCCUGACGGUUGGUACCGGGAGGAAGCCUCACCUCGACAGCGACAGCGACAGCAACGCUCAUCUAGUGCUAUUGAGCGACAAAUGCCCCGCCUGACUCGGGCACGAAUACAACGGAUGGUUCCCGUAGCCGCCGGUGUGCUGGUGAUUGGUGUAGGGGUACAAACUGGAUCGUUGGCACUUGUGGCGGCGAAAGUCGGUGCAUUGCUGGCCUCGGGUGGCCCGAGCUCCCCAACGGCAACCACGCAAUCAUGGGAAACCGUCCCACCUUCCCACCAUACGGAAGCUGAAUCCGAGGAAGGUACCAUGGAAGACCAUAAAGACAAAAUGGCGACUGCCGUAACGGAUGCACCUCCGUCGGCAGUACCUACCAAUGCACACACGCACAGUACGGGUGACAUCCAUCCGCACAGUAUUCGGCCCGGAUCCCGUACCGCCAACGAUACUUUGGACGUUACUUGGUUGGACAAGGCUAUUACGGCGGUGGAGCGAAGGAUCAAGGCCUUUUUGCGUAUGGAAAUCUGA
Phaeodactylum tricornutum CCAP 1055/1 is the source of this 1404-nucleotide messenger RNA. RefSeq lists its product with no specific name. The record is from RefSeq and is a predicted model, not a curated record. Lineage: Eukaryota; Bacillariophyta; Bacillariophyceae; Surirellales; Neidiaceae. The coding region runs from base 1 to 1404 and encodes 467 amino acids. The transcript is spliced from 2 exons.